UGGAAAGUGUCGGUAUGCAUACAAUUUCAGUGCCUCUGGGAAGUGUACGUGCAUUUUUUUACGAUUAAUAGUUUAGGUUACUUGGGUAAGAUUUUUAUUUAAAUGUAUAUUAUUUACAGAUUAUCCGAGUGCUCGUUGUACUUCUAUACGUCAUGGGAUUACGAAGCAUGCCCAUAAAUAGCCGAUUUAAUGUUAAGUUCAGUCCAGUCUUGGAAAAGGAGGACAUAUCACUUGGUGCUUUAUUCGCGAAAAUUCCUCAAGAUUGGAAACCUGGAUCUGCACAAAAAGUACUUUCAAAAUAUGUCCUUCCAGAUGGUGCAAACUUGGAAAUAGGAUCCACGAAUCAGAUUGCCAAAAUAAUAUUACCACCUCAAUCUUCAACUGAGGAGCCUAAAGUAAAAGAAAAUACAAGUUAUAUAAAUAUACCAAUUAUUAUGCAACCAUUUGAUGCUUACAAUGUUAUAGUAGCAACAGCGCCUAAAAAUAUGAGACUUGGUAAAGGAGAAAAUGCAAAGCCAGUUGUUGUUUAUGUUGUGUUUCCUGAUGAUGACGGUGAUCCGAUGACUCCGAAAAUUCCUUCUAUAUAUUUCAUUACUAAACCUGAUGAGCCCCUACCUUUUCAAAAGAAGAAGGAAGAUCCAGUAUUACUUGUAGAUAGCAAUAGAACAGUCACGGGAUUAAAAAGCAAAGCAAUGAUAAAAUUUGUUAAGUUCCACAAUAAAAUGACCAAUCAAUUAGAAAUUCAUUAAACUUAGAUUUAGUUCAUGGUGGUGAUGAUGUUAUAAAAGCUGUUUGAAAACCGAUAAGUUGUCAAAUUGUAAGACUUGAUGUUCUGUGUAAAAAUGUCAUCCGGUGCUUACUGGUUGAUAUCAUACAGUAUGUAGAUGAAAUUUUGUCAAUGUUUUUAUCUUUAUUUUAAUAGGUUGAUAAUAAAGACCAAAAUUGUGAAAAGCUGAGCAGGAAUUUCAUAUAUUUUUAGGUCUCAUUACU
Molecule: messenger RNA, 990 nt
Organism: Bicyclus anynana (squinting bush brown)
Lineage: Eukaryota; Metazoa; Arthropoda; Insecta; Lepidoptera; Nymphalidae
Exons: 1
Coding region: 153-749 (198 amino acids)
Source: RefSeq, a predicted model, not a curated record